AUUGACAAAAUUGAUUGCUUUCUUUAGCUUUAUCUGCCGACACAAAGCAAGGCCAUAAAAAGGCACAUAUAUAAAUAAAUGUGUUUAUAUACAAAUAUAUAAUAUGAAACCAACAACUCCAAAACCCCAACAUUGAAAUUUAUUUUCAUUUAUUUUCUAUACACAAAAUUUUCAAUUUCUUCUUCUUUAGAGGCUUUUCUUUCACUCCAUGGAUAUAUGUCAGAAUGAAGAACAACACAAUAAUAAUCUCAGCCUCUACAGCUCUUCCUCUUCUAGCCUUGACCAACUUUUCUCUUCUCAAAACAUGGAAGAGGAUUUAAGCUUAGAAUGGUUAUCUGUGUUUGUUGAAGAUUGUUUAACUAGCUCAGGUAAUUGUCUCCCACCACAACCAACAACAACAACAAAAACAAUUACUAAUAGUACUAUAAAUGUACUUGAAACCUCAAAAUCUUCAAAACCACUUGAUUUUCACAAGGCCCAAAAGAAACCCAAUUCACUACUAGAGACCCUUUUUUCAAUUCCAAGCAAAGCUAGGAGCAAGAGAAAGAGAGUUGUUUUGACCAAAAGAAGAGACCCUUUGACUAUUUGGUCAACUCUAAAAAUGCCCAAAAACACUACUACUAAUUUUGAGUACCCUCCUCUACUCAAACAAACAUAUUGGUUAUGUGAUAGUGAGUUAAUUGUGCCCAAAAAAGAUGUGGAUAAGAAUGAGGAGGAGAGGGAGAAAGAGAAUGGAGAUUUGGUCAAGGAGAUAGAUGAGGAUGGGGAACAAUUGGGCUUUAUGGCCCAUGGGCUUGUGGCAAGGAGAUGUACCCAUUGCUUAUCUCAAAAGACACCACAAUGGAGAGCUGGCCCAUUGGGCCCAAAGACAUUGUGUAAUGCUUGUGGAGUGAGGUACAAAUCAGGUAGAUUGUUGCCUGAGUAUAGGCCUGCUAAAAGCCCAACUUUUGUGAGCUAUUUGCAUUCUAAUUCACACAAGAAAGUUAUGGAGAUGAGAAAUGGGUCUUAGAUGAUUGAUGGUAGUACUAAUAGCUAGUAGUUAAAAUUAUGUUACAUAUAGUAUUAAAUAUAUAUAUGUAGAAUUAUUAGUGGUAAUAUUGUAUGGAGUAUAGUAGUGAUAGUAGAUUACUAACCCUUCAUUUGUUGUAAUUGCUUUAGUCUUAUAAUUUUUCAGUUUAGUUAUGUAUAGUGUUUAAUGGAUUGAUAUAGUUUUUAUAAGUUUUUUUUUU
This is a messenger RNA of Cannabis sativa, 1229 nucleotides long. Its product is annotated as GATA transcription factor 9. The record is from RefSeq and is a predicted model, not a curated record. The transcript has 2 exons. Gene Ontology annotation, biological process: regulation of DNA-templated transcription. Gene Ontology annotation, molecular function: sequence-specific DNA binding; zinc ion binding. Lineage: Eukaryota; Viridiplantae; Streptophyta; Magnoliopsida; Rosales; Cannabaceae. The coding region runs from base 209 to 1009 and encodes 266 amino acids.